UCCGGGACAGAUCAGCGCCUCAACGCAGUUGUGGUUUUCCGCGGUUCCGCUGCUCAGCUCCGGUUAUUUCGAUCUGACUCGCCCGCCUCAGCCUCCCGCUACCAGAACCAGAACCAGAACCGGCCGGAGACUCGGAGCGCCGACCGGUCCGCCACGGCUAGCGGGAGGCUAGCGCGAGGCUAGCGCGAGGCUAGCGGGAGGCUAGCCGUGCAGGCAGCGGGCAAAGGUUCGGUCCGGACGGGCAGAAAGGCAGCAUGCUGGGCGGCAGCAGCAGCAAGGCCGGGGAGGUUCCGACCCGGAGUCAGAGUGAAGCCAACAGGAAGUUGAAGUACAUCAGCCUGGCGGUCCUGGUGGUCCAGAACGCCUCGCUCAUCCUCAGCAUCCGCUACGUCCGCACGUUGCCGGGCGACCGCUUCUUCACCACGUCGGCCGUCGUCAUGGCGGAGGUCCUGAAGGUGACGACGUGCCUGAUCAUCGUCCUGCUGCAGAAGAGAUGCGCCCUGAAGGAGACGCUGUGGUUCCUGCUGGACUCGGUCGUCCUGCAGUACCAGGACACGCUGAAGCUGGCCGUGCCGUCGCUCAUCUACACGCUGCAGAACAACCUGCAGUACGUCGCCAUCUCCAACCUGCCGGCCGCCACCUUCCAGGUGACCUACCAGCUGAAGAUCCUCACCACGGCGCUCUUCAGUGUCCUGAUGCUCAGGAAGUCUCUGUCCAGAGUCCAGUGGUUUUCCCUGCUGCUGCUGUUCGCCGGCGUCGCCAUCGUCCAGGUACGGACGGUUCCGGCUCUGCUGAUCCGGAGAACGGUUCCGGUUCUUUGUGUCAUCCAGACUUUGGUCUCCUGCAG
Poeciliopsis prolifica (blackstripe livebearer) is the source of this 847-nucleotide messenger RNA. RefSeq names its product UDP-galactose translocator-like. Lineage: Eukaryota; Metazoa; Chordata; Actinopteri; Cyprinodontiformes; Poeciliidae. Gene Ontology annotation, cellular component: Golgi membrane. Gene Ontology annotation, molecular function: UDP-galactose transmembrane transporter activity. The annotation marks the transcript as partial. Gene Ontology annotation, biological process: pyrimidine nucleotide-sugar transmembrane transport. The record is from RefSeq and is a predicted model, not a curated record. The transcript is spliced from 4 exons.